CAGAGAGUCGACCUAGUGAUCACUGACUUCAGAGCAGAGACGGAGAGAGACACAAACACAAACACAACGACUGAGAGGACUCAAACCGCGGCAGCGCUGAUAUCUGUGCGUCUGCACAGCUUAAAGUUGCUGGUAUCAGGCUGGAGUUGGUUUGUGUUUCUCAUGGGUGCAUCUGUUUGCCGGCACGGCCACUCGCUCCUGUCCCGUCACAGCAGGCCUGGUCACAAGGGCUCUCUGAUUGGUGGGGAUGACUCUCUAGACGGUCUGGACAGACAGGAGGACAUCGCCCAGUUCCCAUAUGUGGAGUUCACAGGCCGAGAUAGCAUCACCUGUCCUACCUGCCAGGGGUCCGGACGCAUCCCAUCAGGGCAGAUGAAUGAGUUAGUUGCUCUGAUCCCCUACAGCGAUCAAAGGUUACAGCCAAGGAGAACGAAGUUAUAUGUGGUGCUGUCAGUGAUUUUGUGUCUACUGGCGUCUUUUUUGGUGGCGUUCUUCCUGUUUCCACGUCCUGUGCUGGUUGUUGAUGAUGGCAUUCGCUCUGUGACUGUGCAUUUUGACCGUAACAACAGCAAAGUGAUCAUCAACAUGACGGUGAUUUCUGUUACAUGUCUUUUUUUCGUUUUUAUGAUGGAUUCUUUGCUUUGUUUUGCUUUGCAACAGCUAGACAACAUCAUCCACAUUCAACCUCUCAGCCAGAGACAGGUCAACUUCACUGUCAGUAUGGAGAUUGGAGGAAGUCUCUCUUACGUUUAUGCCUUCUGCACCAUGGCAAGCAUCAAGGUCCACAACAUUGUGGUGUUUAUGCAGACCUCUGUGAAAACCUCCUACAUGGUGCGGGCGGCACAGAACACACUGGAAGCUUACCGCUACAUAGACUGUGGCGCCAACUCCACCAUCCACCAGCCCUCAGGACUGGUUUGGUCUAAACCUCACUUCCCUCAGAAUGGGAAACUGCUCAGGUGAAGCAUCGGCCGGCGGACACUUAUCAUCAUACGGUUUGAUUCUCCACGGCAGCUCAGUUUCAUCAAUUUUGACUCCAGAUUUUGUGCUGCACUGAAACUGAACCCAUUGAACAGAGCAGCUGUGAUGUAAGAUAUUGCUUGAAUUGUUUUCUCAGCACAGAUAAUGAUGGUGUGAUAAAAAACAGAGCUCUCCGUUUAAAGUCUUUGCCAUCUCAAGAGCUGUAAUGUUAAUCUAUAGUCUAAUAAGGGUGUUAUAUAAUUUUGCAGUGAUUUAUAAAAAAUUAGAUUUAAUGAAUGGAUUGUCAAUGAUGAGGUGCACUUUAAAAUACUUUGUUUUGAUGUAUGAGCUGUUCUGUAAAAUAUUUGAUACAUUCUUGAUUAAGUCUCAUGCAAAUGUCUCUAAUUGUCUCUGCAAUGCAAAGUCAUUUCUCCGAUCGAUGGGUUUUGAAGUGACACAUUCAGCAAUAUCAGUCAACUCAAAUCCAUCCAUCAGUCACAAAGACGUAAUUAUCAGAACAAAUGACAUGCAUAGACUAAAAUCAGCAUGCGUGUAUGUUCUCAUUGUUGUGAAGUGAAAAGUGUUCAGACUGCAGUGUGAUACUGAGAAUGAGGGAACUGUUACAAAACAGUGGUUAGCUUCUGUGAUGCCAUGAAAACUGAGAUUGAGGACAUUAGAUGUACAAUAGCAGGAUGUUUUGUUCUCACUCAAACAUUAGGGCUUUCACCAAGUUUUUAGACCAACGUAUUAGACAGUCGACAACCAUGAGAAUCAAAUGACUGGUUUAGACUCUGAAAAAAAAGGUACAAAAGCUAUUCUUGGGUUGGUACCCUUUCAAAAGGUAUUAAUAUAGGGAUUAAUAUGUGCAUGUUUGGUGCGAAUAUAUAACUUUAAAGUACCAAUAUGCUUGUUUACAUGUAAAAGAGG
Messenger RNA from Sinocyclocheilus grahami, 1887 nucleotides. RefSeq names its product transmembrane protein 106C-like. Bases 163 to 963 code for a protein of 266 amino acids. NCBI's taxonomy places the organism in Eukaryota, Metazoa, Chordata, Actinopteri, Cypriniformes, Cyprinidae. The transcript has 8 exons. The record is from RefSeq and is a predicted model, not a curated record.